Molecule: messenger RNA, 4852 nt
Organism: Phyllopteryx taeniolatus (common seadragon)
Lineage: Eukaryota; Metazoa; Chordata; Actinopteri; Syngnathiformes; Syngnathidae
Gene: bcas3
Product: BCAS3 microtubule associated cell migration factor
Exons: 23
Coding region: 317-2872 (851 amino acids)
Biological process (GO): autophagy; response to starvation
Cellular component (GO): cytoplasm
Molecular function (GO): nucleic acid binding; protein binding
Source: RefSeq, a predicted model, not a curated record
UUGCGUCAACGGAACAGUCCUAGUUGAAUGCAGUAUCUAUGUAUGUCUCUGUCGAUUCCAAACAGCAGCCUAUUAGGCGCAAUCUUGUUUCUAAUUUGCGAGGUAUCUUAUUCGCCCCGCCUUUGGUGCAAAGCCAAUUGGUUAAAAAGUGGUUGGAUGAUUUGAUUGGCCUCAAGUCGAACAACAACUUCCGUAUCGCCAGUCUUGUUUUUGAUUGGAAUUAAUUUUUAUUUGAUGUUUUUUUUUGGAGGGGGGGGGGAGAUCUCGCAACACAAAACCUACAACCUCGGAGACACUCGCUUCUAUCAACGAUAAAAUGGCUUCGGAUUCUCCUCGCAGACUGAGUCGCUGUGCUGGAGGGGCAUUAGUGCGGGCACAAGCUGCAACGGAGCAGUCUUACAUGGAAAGUGUGGUCACCUUCUUGCAAGAUGUUGUCCCUCAGGCUUACUCUGGGGGUCUGCAAACUGAUGAAAAGGAGAAAGUCAUUUGGGUUCGUUUUGAGAAGGCCAACAUCAAUGACUCUGCCCGCAACCUUGAGUUUAUGGAGAUACACAGUGGCACUACUGAUCCCCCCCUCUGUCUCAUGAUUGGUUACGCUGAUGGGAUGCAGAUCUGGAGUGUUUCGAUGGCAGGGGAGGCCCAGGAGCUGUUCUCUGUGCGUCAUGGCCCAGUGAAAACUGCUCGCAUUUUACCAGCUCCACAUAUGAGUCCUUUGAAGUUUGACGCGUUUUCCGACAAGAGACCUUUGCUCGGAGUCUGCAAAAGCACAGGGUCCUCAGGAACAAGCCCCCCUUACUGUUGUGCUGACCUGUAUUCACUCAAGACAGGGGAACUAGUCAAAUCAAUUCAGUUCAAGACCCAGAUUUAUGAUCUUCACUGUAAUGAGCAUAUUCUUGCCAUCAGCCUACAAGAGAAGAUUGCUGCAUUUGACAGCUGCACCUUAACCAAGAAGUUUUUUGUGACAAGUUGUUAUCCCUGUCCUGGGCCAUAUCUCAAUCCAAUAGCACUGGGAAGUCGCUGGCUAGCUUAUGCUGAAAACAAGUUAAUCAGAUGUCACCAAUCUCGAGGAGGAGCUUGUGAUGAUAAUGCACAAUCUUAUACAGCGACAGUGAUCAAUGCUGCUAAGACUCUAAAGACGGGUCUAACCAUGGUUGGAAAGGUUGUGACCCAGUUGACUGGUACCCUCCCAGCAAGUGCAUCAGACGAUGAAGGCUCCCCUCACAACAUGAGUCGUCGUAGCCAUCAUAACGCCGGUGUGGUCACAGUCAUUGACACAGAUAGUGUUGGUGAAGGACAGGUCUUGGUGAGCGAGGACUCAGAAGGCGAGGGAUUGGUGGCUCAUUUUCCAGCUCAUGAGAAACCCAUAUCCUGCAUGCAAUUCAAUCCCAAUGGAAUGCUACUCGUGACUGCCGACACCCUUGGUCAUGAUUUCCACGUCUUCCAGAUCCUCACCCACCCAUGGACGUCUUCACAGAGUGCUGUCCACCAUCUGUAUACAUUACACCGUGGGGAGACUGAAGCAAAGGUCCAGGACAUGGUUUUCAGCCAGGACAGUCGUUGGGUCGCAAUCAGCACCCUUCGCGGUACUACCCAUGUAUUUCCGAUUAACCCCUACGGCGGUGCACCCUGUUGCCGCACGCAUAUGUCUCCACGGGUUGUCAACCGGAUGUCACGCUUCCAGAAGAGUGCUGGCCUGGAGGAAAUUGAGCAGGAGCUAAACAGAGUGACUAUGUCUGGAGGUUUAGGUGGAGGGAGCAUUGGAGGAGGUGCCUCUGUCCUAAGCGGAGGAGGAGCCAUCGGGGGUCGCUGUAGCCCCAUACCUGGUCUUUCCAGUAGCCCAUCAGGGUCUCCACAUCAUGCCAAGUUAAGCACCCAAGAAUUGUAUAACAACUUCACCAAUAACAGCAUGGCAAAUCCGUGGUUGUCUCCUCUACCCAGCCUCACUGUUGUGCUCCCUUUGGCUCAGAUCAAACAGCCUAUGACCCUUGGCACUAUCACUAAACGCACUGGCAAAAGUAAGCCACCCUCCCAGAUGUCCCCGAGCAAGUCCAGUGGAGGAGAGUUCUGUGUGGCAGCCAUCUUUGCCUCCUCCCGAUCAUGGUUCAUCACGAACCCCACCAUGAAAAGAGAGAAAGAUCAGCCAAGGCAAACUGUUAUCGACUCACUGUACAUCAUAAGCUGCUAUGGUAACUUGGUAGAGCAUGUUCUUGAACCUCGGCCAAUAAGCACCGCCCAAAAGAUAAGCGAAGACACCGCUUUGGAACUUUGUACCUCUCCAAGGGCAUGCUGGACUUUAGCAAGAACUCUGCAAUGGAUGGAGCUGCAGCCACCCUUCAACUCCAAGCAUCCAUUAGUUUUGGCCUCCAAUAAAGUGCAGUACUGUCAGUACCUUUUGGCAGGGAUGUCUCCAGGGAGCCCGAGCCCAAGAAAACGUCACGAGUCAUCAGAUAGUCUGGCAUCUGAUCACAUUGGGCAGGACGAUGAGGAGUGGCUUUCUCAGGUGGAGAUUGUAACUCAUACAGGUCCGCAUCGUCGGCUGUGGAUGGGACCCCAAUUUCAGUUUAAGACCAUUCAUCCCUCAGGCCAGACUACAGUCAUUUCAUCUUCCUCCUCAGUGCUUCAGUCUCAGAGCCCAUCUGAUGCACAGCAGCCUCUUCUGGAUUUUGACACAGAUGACCUGGACUUACAUAGCCUGAGGAUGCAGCCCUUGCGUUCGGAUCCUGUCAGCAUGCCUGGGUCAUCACGGCUGUUAGCUGAUCGUCAAGGACAGACUAACAUCAUGGAUGCAGGUCCAGCUCUUCAAGCAUGGCCAACGGACGCCUUGUUCCACGGAGAUUAUCAUCUCGGGGGAGACGGCUACGUGCAUCCAUGAUUCAUGAUAAACUACAAGACUUGGAAGCUACUGUAUAACUGCACAUAGGCGCAUACGCAGUAAAUCAAAAUGGUGACCGUAAAACAAGGGAAAUAUGGCAGGGCAGCAACUUGUCGUGGUAUGUUAUUCUUUGAUUCGUUUUCAUUUGUAUCCAACAUUUCUGACUCAGCAUUUGUGAGUUUUUUUGCCACACUUGCAACUGAACUUGAAUUAGCACUGGUUUGUUCUUACUCCUUGUCGAUUGUGAUACCUUUACUCCUGUCCUCUGUUGGUUAUUGCUGGGGUUUUCUUUACUGCUGCUGUUUUCGUUUACCCAUGACUCAGAUUGAUUUUCCAAAACCUUUAUAGAGUACACCCUCUUACAAGUGGGUAUGUGGCUGUGUCUCAUUCAAACUGUCAUGAUCGUGAUUUCAUUUAGUAUCGUGGACUCCCCGCUAUUUGCGGGGGAUAGGGACCGUGAAUAGCUAAAAUCUGCGUAUCAUUGAAAAAAAGAAAAAAUAAUCUUUAAUAAGAAGAGUUAAACCACCAGUAAGUGUUUUUUGGGGACUGCCCCCCCCCAAAAAAAAAAAUAAAGAAAAGGAAGAAAAUAAACAUUUUGAAAAAGAAAAUUCUGUGAAUAGGUGAAUCCACAGGUGCCAAACUGCGAGUAUGCGGGGGUCCACUGUAUUUCGAUUUUACUGUGUAACAGAUUAUGUACUUUUGCCUUUGGGUUAUAUGGAAUUUUGUGUUCCUGUGUGCUUGUUGCGUCUUUGCUUUCCUGUGUAAAAAACAAUCAGCUCUCUCCAGCCACUUGUGUCUUGUUCAGGUGUGCCUUGUAGUCUCGUCAUUUCGUUUGUAUUUAGUUUCCUGGUUUCUUUCAGUCAAUUCAUUCCCGUAUGUCGUGUCUGUCUCACAUUAUGUCAUCUCAUGUAAUGUUGCCUGUCGUGGAGAGUUUAAAGUUUUUGCACUUUUUAAGUCUAAGCAUUAAGUCUAAAUGCUGCUGCUCAAGUACCUUUUGUUUUGACUUUUUGUUAAUAAAUACCUUUUUGGUUAUAGCCUGCACUCCUGCCUUUCCACCCUUGCUUCCCUGCACUUCCCUUUGCCUCCACACUAAUACCACAUCCAGGUAGAAGUUCUGAUGUUCGACUGGGCCUUUACGUUUUUGUUUGUUUACAGAGUAUUAUGAUCAUAUAGCCACUCCGUUAUGCCAUGUGCACAAUAUAAUGAUAUCCAACACAGAAACAAUACUAUUAGACAAUAAUGUUCAGUUUUCAUUAACAGUUUUAGAGAGGUGUUAAUUUAACAAUACAGUGGAUAUAAAGAGUUCCAAAACGUUUGUGCCUCAUCUCUGCACUUCUUUGCAAAAUCCAAUCUGGCCUUCCGAUUCUUUUUGCUGAUGACUGGUUUGCAUCUUGUGGUAUGGCCUGUAUAUUUCUUCUCGCUAAGACCUCUUCGAACGGUGGAUUGUGAUACCUUCCCCCUGCACUGUGGAGGUUGGCAGUAAUGUCACUGACUGUUGUCUUUGGGUGUUUCUUCACAGCUCUCACAAUGUUACUAUCAUCAACUGCUGUUGAUGCCCUUGGCCGACUUGUUAGAUGUCUGUUGCCUAGUACACCAGUAGUUUCUUUCCUUUUCAGGACAGUCCAAAUUGUUGUAUUGGCUAUGACCAAAGUUUGUAGAAUAGUCUGAUCCAUUUUCCCUCUUCUCUCAGCUUCAAAAUGUUUAGCUUUUCUACUAUAGACAAUUCUCUGGUCUUAAUGUUUGCUUAACAGCAAAUGCAUGUUUCACAAGUGAAACCUGAAGCCAAAAACAAGCACUAUCUAAUGUUUAAGCAAUCAGUCUAAAAGGCAACACCUGAGCAACUAGAAACACCCAUCAGUCACAUGUUCCAAUAGUUUUGCUCACUUGAAAAGUGGGUGGCUUCAAACAAAAGGUGCGCUGUCCUGAGUUGUAUAACACAUCUAGAUGUAAAUACCGUGAAAUAAAAGCUGGAAUUCUAAA